ACGCAAAAGUGGCGCAGGCACCCAAGCCGGGGUAUUUGGAAGUAAAUGAAAGUAACGGCCCGCAAAGAACCAAACAAUUGGUGAUGACCAUGUGGUUGGUUGGAAAGACUAGGUGCAUAGGGCGUGCAAGAUCAGACAAUGCAUCCAUGGAACGGCAUGACAUGCAUACAGAAGGAGGGAGUUGGCAGGCGGGACUCCUUUACAUCCAAGCAGUACAUCUCCAGUACUGUAUCAACGCUAUCGAUAGUUAAGGACCAGGUCGUAUCCGGACCAAACAUAUGAGUAUGGAGCAUGAAGCGCAAUAUGCAACUCCAUGGGACACUUGCCUAGCCUCAAAGUAGCGAAACGACCAUCAUCUCCUCGAAAUCCCUCGAUACUUGCAGAUCACACCAACACCAAUACCAACACCAGCCACCUCAUCCACGCACCUAAUUUCAAAAGCCACAACGGCCCGCUCGAAGUGAGCCAAACAUACCAUGGCGAAACACCAGGAGGCGCUAUCACGACAAUGCAAGCGAGACACGCUACCAUGAUAGGCUGUCACGCAGAUUGCCGUAAAAGGAGCGGUUCGGCGUUAUUUCUCCAGAUGAUCAGCGGCAGGUUCGCAAGGUAUCCUCCAAGCGAUGAGGGCCGCGUGGUGUUGUAUAACCGUUUUACCGGCGGCGUUUUUAAUGUUAGUCAGAGUGAUGAUAAGUGUGCAAGGCGGAUUGGUGUUGCGUAUUGUAUGAGUGUUGAAGAGAUGGUUUUAUCCUCAACCUGCCAGCUCUUGGAUGUUGAUCGUAGCAACAUUUUUUAUGGAUGUGUACGUGUACGCGGUUAUGGUAAGCUACUGAUCAGGCAAUAAUAACUUGCAUAGAUGUACAUACAAUAUAUCAGGUUUCGUGGACAUCGUGUCCGACGUGCGCAUGCUCUGAAUCCGAUUGCUCAACAUGGGCACGCACACCUGCUUCCGUCAUCUCUAGUACAGAGUCGUG
Alternaria alternata is the source of this 974-nucleotide messenger RNA. RefSeq lists its product as hypothetical. The coding region runs from base 314 to 844 and encodes 176 amino acids. The record is from RefSeq and is a predicted model, not a curated record. Lineage: Eukaryota; Fungi; Ascomycota; Dothideomycetes; Pleosporales; Pleosporaceae. The transcript has a single exon.